Molecule: messenger RNA, 750 nt
Organism: Cutaneotrichosporon oleaginosum
Lineage: Eukaryota; Fungi; Basidiomycota; Tremellomycetes; Trichosporonales; Trichosporonaceae
Source: RefSeq, a predicted model, not a curated record
CGUUUCUCCACUAUCCAUCCCGCCCUCGUCAUUGUCCCCCUCCUCCUCUUCCUCCACCCUCCAUCUCCAUGAGCGGCCUCACGCGCGUGAACCAGCAGCGCUCGGCGCACUCCUCGCGCACCGGCACUCCGAGCGCCGGGCCGGGCUCAGGCUAUGGCCCCGGCUCGGGCUUGGCCGCCCCAUCCCCCGGCGCCGGCGGGCGCAGCUCGCCCUUCCCGCGCCCGGCGAGCGGCGCAUCCGGCGCGUCGCAGUACUCCGAGUCGCCGUACGGCGGGGGCAUGUCGUCGAUGAACGCGCGCGCGGGGCCGAGCUUCGGCGCGUACAGCGGCAGCGAGCUGGAGCAGCACAACGACGACCUCCUCAGCGGGCUGCUCGGCAAAGUCAGCACGCUCAAGGAUCUCACGAAGGGCAUCGGGAAGGAGGUGCGCGACGGCAACCUCGAGCUUGCGGGCAUGAACGACACGUUCGGGUCGACGGGAAACUUGCUCAGCGGGACGUUUAAGCGCAUGACCAAGAUGGCGAGGCGGCAGGGCUCGAACUGGUGCUACUUCAUGGGCUUUUUGACGCUCGUGCUCUGGAUCUUUAUUGUGGUGUGGUGGCUAAGGAGGUAGCGACGGCUCGCGGUGUAGGAGCGGAGAGAGCUGUGUCUAUGCAUAAUCCGGUGUGGUCCAUAACUGACGUCUAUCAUUCUGCACACUCGGCACGCAACUACGAGAAUGAAGAAAAGUGUGACAUGCUAUGCUCUACUUG